AUGAGGCUAAUAUUAAAAAGGCAAGCCAGUGACUUGCUAAGAAGGACAAGCGUACUUGACGAGACUCUGAAGGAAAUAUUCACAGAACUUGAAGAUGUCUACAACACGCUCCAAACCAAAGACGCCAUGAUCAAAAACCUUAUGGAAGACUUGAGCCUUGCAGAACACGACAUAGCCGAUCUUGAUCAUCUUGUCCAGAAUAAAAAUGGUAGUAUUGAAGAGCGAGAGGUCCAGAUCAAAAAAUUGGAAAUCAAAAUCGCUAAAUUGGGAUCAGAGGGCAAGAAACAGAAUAAUUCGGAAGGCUAA
Penicillium taxi is the source of this 306-nucleotide messenger RNA. RefSeq lists its product as uncharacterized. Bases 1 to 306 code for a protein of 101 amino acids. Lineage: Eukaryota; Fungi; Ascomycota; Eurotiomycetes; Eurotiales; Aspergillaceae. The transcript has a single exon. The record is from RefSeq and is a predicted model, not a curated record.